Messenger RNA from Mangifera indica (mango), 4192 nucleotides. RefSeq lists its product as uncharacterized. Lineage: Eukaryota; Viridiplantae; Streptophyta; Magnoliopsida; Sapindales; Anacardiaceae. The transcript has 2 exons. Bases 278 to 3841 code for a protein of 1187 amino acids. The record is from RefSeq and is a predicted model, not a curated record.
CUCGAACCAAACAAAUCCUCGAGCAAUAAACUCGAAACUCCGAGAGAAAAGAGAGAAUCUCAAUCCAGAUUUUCUUACAAUCCAAACAAACACUACUGAAAAACAACAUCUCAAAUUUUCUUGCGAAACAGAUGGAUAGGACGUCGUUCUAGCUUUCAUGAGACGAUAAAUAAGGUACGUUUUAUUUUAUUAUUAUUUUGGGGGGUUCUUUCGCCCAACCUUGUAAAGAACUCGAUUUGGAGGAUUUCGAGUUAAGUGUUUUAGCUGUUAGCUUAGCAUGAUAUCUGUUAUGAGGGGCGACUGUGAAUUCGAUAGAAUAUCUGAUGCUAGUACUGAGCAACAAAUUGAGGCGAAACCUAGGGUUUCAGAUGAUAAUGUCAUUGGUCGUUCAAAUAAAGAUGAAAAUUUGUUAAAAUCGGGGGUGGAUGAAGAAGUUAGGUUAGCUCUGGAGAGUGAAAGAUCUGAGGUUAAAGUUAGAGUUAGGGCUUCUUCGGAAAUUGGUAAUGAUUGUAAUAGUAGGGAUGUUGAGAUGGAAUCUGAAUCUUUUGUGGCCGAGGAGAACAAAGUGAGUGUUAAUCAAAUUGAUAGACGAAGGAGGGAGUAUUUUGAGGCUGGAAAUGAUAGAUUUGAUGAAAAAAUUGAUAGAGUGGUGAGUAAUUUCUCAAGUAUUGAGGGGCAUGGAGAGGCGUAUAAUUCUUUGCUUUCAGAGUUUGAUGAUUUUGUGGCCAAUGAGAAGAUGCUUGUGGGGACAUAUAGGGCAUUGAGUUAUGGUUUUGAAGUGGGUGAUAUGGUUUGGGGAAAGGUUAAAUCGCAUCCAUGGUGGCCUGGGCAUAUUUUCAAUGAAUCUUUUGCAAGUUCCAUGGUGCGUCGCACAAGGAGUGAUGGUCAUGUGUUGGUUGCUUUCUUUGGAGAUAGUAGUUAUGGUUGGUUCGACCCAGCUGAGCUUAUUCCUUUUGACCUUAAUUAUGCGGAGAAAUCACAACAAACAAAUGCAAGGAGUUUUGUUAGGGCUGUGGAGGAAGCAGUGGAUGAGGCAAGUAGGAGGUGUGGUCUUGGAUUGGUGUGUAAAUGUAGGAACCCUUAUAAUUUUCGGCCUACUAAUGUUCAAGGGUACUUUACAGUUGAUGUGCCAGAUUUUGAGCCUGGAGGGCUUUAUUCGGCUAAUCAGAUUAAGAAGGCAAGAGACGGGUUUCGGCCUGCUGAGACUCUUUCCUUUGUCAAGCAAUUGGCAUCAGCACCACGAGGUUGUGAACAGAUGAGCAUUGAUUUUAUUAAGAAUAAGGCUACAGUUUUUGCUUUCCGUAAGGCAGUGUUUGAGGAGUUUGAUGAGACUUACGCUCAAGCUUUUGGUGUGCAGCCAGCACGCCCUUCUCGGGAUCGAGCUGCCUUAUUAGAUCAGUGUAGUAGACAGCCAACUAGAGCUCCAUUGAGUGGUCCAAUGGUUUAUGCUGAAGCUCUGGGUGGUGGGAAGAAAAAGCCUAUGAAGGUCAAAGACCAUUCAAAGAAAGACAAAUAUCUUUUCAAGCGAAGGGAUGAACCAGGUGACUUGAAAACUUAUCAGAUUAGCCAAGGGCAAGAAAUUUCCUUAAGUCCAUCUCCUGUCAUGGAUGGAUUAUCAACAUUGGCAGCUGGAGAUUAUGUGUUGCAGAAGAGGGCUCCAGGAGCUCAUAUGCCAGUGAAAGUCGAAGAAACUGGGUUUAUAAGCAAUGAAAGUUCAGGUCUAAGCAGGGAUGCUUCUGGAAAAGACACUGCAACUAUAGAUCAUACCUCAGCCUUCAGUGGUAAUCCUACCAUACAAGUUGCUUCUGUAGAUGUAAGAUCAUCUCCAGGUAUCCAUGCAAUGAAGGAGAGGGUGGAACGAGGUUUUGUUCCAGGCUCCACCAGCGGAGGUGGAUCUGAUAUGUUAGAGAAGGUGAUCCCAGGUUUGAUGGAGGGUGCAUGGCCAUCUUCUCAACAGGAAGAUAAUGUUAUGGUUGACAUUAAAAAUGAGGAGAGUGUGACAAUGUCCAGAUCAAAAGAAGGGUAUCAUCAAUCUGAGCCAAAUUUUUCUGCAAGAGGAGAAGGUGAUCAUGGGUUAGAUCAAGUUCAGGACAGUCGCCCAAGCAUUCAUCCUUUGCCAAUUGAUGCAAAGCAUUCUGUUGGAGUUAGUCCUGAUGGUAAAAUUAAAAAGCCUGAAGCUCUUAAGCGGCCUCUGGUGGACAUGAGCAGUCCGGACUCGAUGGGGGAGCCAAAGAAGAAGAAAAAGAAAAUGGAUCUUGGCUUGAAAGCAGGUUCUGGUAGUAUGCAAAAGCAGUUGGCCAUUGGAAAAGGUGGUACUGCAGUUGGGAAGGUGUCCAAAAAAUCUUCUCAGGUUGGUUUGGCUUCUAGGGAAAAUUCGCGGGUUAUAAAUCGGAGAAAAGAUGUUGGUGAUGGUAAUUCUAUGUUGACUUCAGUCACAACCAUGCCAGCAGUUAGCAUAGAGAAUAUUGAAGGUGGGCUCCCACAGUUAUUGAAUGAUUUACAUGCUCUUGCUCUAGAUCCCUUUCAUGGUGUGGAAAGGAAUUGCCCUGCAAUUAUUCGGCAGUGCUUUAUGCGGUUCAGAUCCCUGGUAUACCAGAAAAGCUUGGUUUUAUCACCACCAUCUGACACUGAGCCCUUUGAUUUUCGUAGUGCAAAAUCUUCAUCCAGUGUUGCUGUUCCUGGUGAGAAUGUCAGAGAUUUGCCAGCUUCAAAACCAGUUAAACAUUUGGCUAGACCAGAUGAUCCUACAAAGGCCGGGCGAAAACAUCCUGCAUCUGAUCGCCAGGAAGAAAUUGCUGCAAAGCGGUUAAAAAAGAUUAGUCUUAUGAAAUCAUUGACCACAGAGAAGAAGUCUGGUCAGAGGACAUCGGAUGGCCAGCGAUCAGAGGGAAAAGAACAUGUGACAAUUCCCCCUGCAAAGCUUGCCAGACCUGAUACUAUAAAGAAAUUAGGGCAUCAAGCCAGAUCUGUGGAGCCUACCAUGUUGGUGAUGAAGUUUCCUCCGGGGACAUCGCUUCCAUCUGCCGCUGAGCUCAAGGCCAGAUUUGGUCGCUUUGGGUCAAUAGAUCAAUCAGCUAUCCGGGUGUUCUGGAAAUCUUCAACAUGUCGUGUGGUGUUUCGCUACAAAGCUGAUGCACAGGCAGCAUAUAAAUAUGCAAAUGGAAACAAUGCCCUAUUUGGCAAUGUGAACGUGAGAUAUAUUGUGCGGGAGGUGGAAGCUCCUGCAGCAGAAGCACUGGACACUGACAAAGGUCGAGGAGAUGAACCUCCCAAUGAGAACCCACGUGUGAAGGAUCCCAUGCUUGAUCGACCAACACAGUCACCUCUCCUGCAGCCAAUGAUCCAGCUGAAGUCCUGUUUGAAGAAACCAUCUGGCGAUGAAGCUGGGCAGGUAACAGGCAGUAAUGGCAGCAGAGGGACAGCUCGGGUAAAAUUCAUGUUGGGUGGGGAGGAAAGUAGUAGGACAGAGCCAUUGAUGGUUGGCAAUAGAAACAACUUCAACAACAAUGCUACAUCUUUUGCUGAUGGUGGUGCAUCUUCUUCUGUUGCAAUGGAUUUUAAUAGUAAGAACUUUCAAAAGGUUAUUAUUCCUCCAUUUUCAUCACCUAUUCCUCCGUCGCCUCAAUUUGCAAAGCCACAAUUUAAUAAUUCACAUCAUACUGAAGUAGUAGCAGCGCCCAGAAACUCUCACAAUCUUAACACACCCACAGCCCCACCACCCACUGCAUCGACACCAACCAUUGAUAUAUCACAGCAGAUGUUAAGCCUUUUGACAAGAUGCAACGAUGUUGUAACCAACGUUACUGGACUGUUAGGCUAUGUGCCGUACCACCCUCUUUGAUUAGGGCAAUACAAUAGCCAGAUUAUUAAAGAUGGGAUUACACUAGAAUGCUGCCAAUAGAGCGUUGGAAAUGCAGCUUAAGCAAAUGGAACCAAAAAGAUAACUCGGGCGGGGGCCGUUCUGCUGUGAAACAAAAGAAGCAAAAUUUUUAGGAAUUGAUAACGACUCAUCUGGGUUUUAAAGAAUGCAUGCUGUGUAGUUGAAAGAGAUCACUCAUGUAUGCCAUCUGCUUUGUGUUUCUUCUAAUUUUAUCAGACCUUUUGUGGCAUAUGGGCCAACUGAGCUCGUACCUGUAUUGCCAAUGGUGAAAAUUUUGGUCUUGUAGUUUUAUCUGAUUUGAUUUGUUUGGUA